AUGUCAUCGCACGCAACGCCAGAUCGAUCUCCUCCUCCUCUGAACCUAUGGAAGGAUAUUGAUGACCUAGUCGAAGGAAUCCAGUCCAUGCAAGACAAUCUCACUCGAUUACAAUCCUCCAAAGGCCGCGAAUUAUUCCCAAACGUACCUCUCCUCCACGACCAGGUCUAUCUCCUCUUGACUACCAAACUACACCUUUCGCUCAAGAACGCGGAUACUUUCUUGAUGAAGGCUAACGAAUCCGGCUGGCUUCGAGAACAGAUUAACUGUCCAGACACAAAGAAUCAGAAUCGCCCUGCCGACUACUACCGGCUGAACCGCCACUGCUCGCUCGUGAUCAGCCAGCUCGAGGAAGCCACCUCCAUCUGCAUCCAGGUGCUAGCAGGCCAGUACCGGCAACCUGAGGACGGCGAGGACCGUCUUGACAGACCAAUAGAGGCCCCGUCCUACGACCGGCUAACGCGCAGCCAGCUCCCCAAGCCCUGCGACUACAACGACCCUUCCCGCAGCCUCAUCAUCGACCCGCGAUACGUCCCGAAGCCCAAAGUCGACAUGCCUACCCCCCCGCACGAGAUCGUCAUGUACGACGAGCGCUUCCGCACCGAGCUGCCGGAGCCAGUCCACGCUGCACGACAAAACGACCCGUACCACGAGCCGCUGGAGGUCGCGACGCAGGCCUACCCCAAGCUGGACAUGAGGCUGCCCUCUGUUCCUGAGCUGCUGUGGGGCAUCGGCUCGGACGGACGGCAGGUGAUCGCUCGGCAUAUCGAGCCCGUCGGAGUCGUGAGACCAAAUUUUCCGCGCAGAGGAAGCGAGGACCGCAGGGAUGACGGCCGCUCGCUUCACGGGCAAGUAGAUGCCUUGCCCUGCUUACGUGAAGUAUUGAUAAAUGGCUGUUAUAGGUUCGAGGAUGCACGCCAUUUCAGAAACCUCCCACCGCCCAGCCGGAAGCGACGCCGCGACCCCUACGCCGACCAAGCUACCCUUGCCUCUCUAGAUGCCCUCCACCUCAAGCGCACCAUGCGCACAUCCGACCACCGCUACGCCGUCAUGCGCGAGCUCCCCGACGAUACCGACCUCACUACUGCCCGUGGUAUCGGCGAGCGCGACGCGAAUGCAGGAACCCAGGCCCGCGCUUUCGAGUUCUUGCAUGAUCGCAGUCGUACAUAUAAGGUUGAGGAGCAUUGGAGGCCGGUGGGGGUGGAUGGUAGGGGGGAUAGGGGUGGGGGUGGGGAGGGGACGGUGAAGGAGGAGGAGGAUGAGGAGGGGGAGAGGAGUUGGGCGGAUGGGGGGAUGUGGGAGAGGGAGAGGGAGAGUUGGGGGGAUGGGGGGAUGUGGGAGGGGUGGUGA
This is a messenger RNA of Hypoxylon fragiforme, 1350 nucleotides long. RefSeq lists its product as uncharacterized. Bases 1 to 1350 code for a protein of 449 amino acids. The record is from RefSeq and is a predicted model, not a curated record. NCBI's taxonomy places the organism in Eukaryota, Fungi, Ascomycota, Sordariomycetes, Xylariales, Hypoxylaceae. The transcript is spliced from 5 exons.